AUGCCCCUGAGGAGCGGCUUCGAAGAUUACAGAGAGGCCUGUGCAUGUAUUGUGGCGUUGCUGGUCACGUUUUAUGUGACUGUCGGGCGCGUCCGCAUAGACCUCGGGCGCCGACCCCUGGAAACCCUAAUCGACUCUGGAGCAGAAGGAAACUUCAUCCACCGAUCCCUUGUAGAACAACUUCAGCUUCCUGUUGAGACCCUUCAAGCAUCUCUACGAUUAUCAGCGGUGGAUGGAGACCCAGUUGGAGAGGGUGUCAUCGAUACACUCACAAGACCUGUCACUAUGUACACCACCCUUCCUUCUGAUGUUCCCGCAGUCAACGAUUGGAUAGACCGUAGUGAACAAGUCUGGGAACAAACUCACCAGCAUAUUGAGAGAGCACUGCGCCAUCAGAAACGUCAGGCCGAUCGUCGCCGUGGGGAAACCCCAGUAUAUUCCCCGGGGGAUCGAGUGUGGCUUUUGACCAGGGACUUCGGGUUCUCAGAGGUGAUCUCUGGUCCGCUGGAUGAGGCUUCGCCCGACGUUCGGCCGCCCCCUCCAGUCGAGGUCGAGGGCUCUCCGGUCUACGCUGUGCGCAGGCUGCUGGAUUCCCGGAGGAGAGGAGGUGUUCUCCAGUACCUGGUUGACUGGGAGGGCUACGGACCUGAGGAGAGGAGCUGGGUUCCUGCCAGGGAUGUCUUGGACCCGGGGUUGGUGGAGGAGUUUCACCAGCGCCAUCCGGACCGUCCGGCACCGCGUCCCAGAGGUCGCCCAGUCAGUUCCUCCUUGGGCCGUCAGACAGGACGUUCCGUGAGUGGAGCCUUGACCCAGCGCCGCGCCAGCUCCGGAGGUGUGGCCCGCUUCCUGGUUCUCAUUCAGACUCUCAGACCUCUUAGGACUCCACUUCCCAGAAUCCUUCAGUCAGUCACGAGACUAUUCCGGCCAAUCACAAACCAACCAGCAGAUCAGUCACCUGAAUACUAAUCACCAUCACCUGUUCUACUCUGUGUAUAUAUAUAUUGGUCUGUUUGAAACUCGUAUUUACGAAGUAUUGCCCUUACUUAGUCUGUGCAUACCAAGUCGUUUGUUUUUCUGAUUACUACUCUGUGUUUCACCUCGCUUGUUUUUUUGUUUUCGUUUUCGAUUCUCGUCUCUGUCUUGGCUUUGUUUUGGUUUGGUUUAUGUGCUAUUUCUGGUUAUGACCCUCGCCUGUUUUUUCAACUUCGCUUUCGCCUAUGCCCCUGUAUUUUGUCUUCUUGUUCUGGUCAUUGACCUGGUCUGGUGUUAACCCUGUUUACUCCCGUCAGAAUAAAUCUUCCGGAUUAACUUUUA
Colossoma macropomum (tambaqui) is the source of this 1314-nucleotide messenger RNA. RefSeq lists its product as uncharacterized. The coding region runs from base 1 to 966 and encodes 321 amino acids. Lineage: Eukaryota; Metazoa; Chordata; Actinopteri; Characiformes; Serrasalmidae. The record is from RefSeq and is a predicted model, not a curated record. The transcript has 5 exons.